Molecule: messenger RNA, 372 nt
Organism: Rhizophagus irregularis DAOM 181602=DAOM 197198
Lineage: Eukaryota; Fungi; Glomeromycota; Glomeromycetes; Glomerales; Glomeraceae
Source: RefSeq, a predicted model, not a curated record
AUGGUCAAUUUGUUAAGAACGAAGCAAACAACUUUAAAGUACAAAAGGAUUGAUGGUAAUGUACAAGAAACCGGCGCGCCACCUAAUGGAGCACCUAGUUGGUGUCUAAAUAAAGCAGCACUUGAAAGGCUUAAUCGCUCGACUGAAGUAUCGAUUUAUGACUGGGAUUCUGAAAAUGAUAGCUAUAAUAGGGAUGAUGAUGAUAAUUACAACAAUCCUCCUGAUAUUGAUAACAACAACAAUAACAAGAAUAAAAAAUAUGUCACCAUAUGGAUUAAUCAUAUGAUUUUUCAGUACAUGAGACUACCUUAUUUCUUCUUAGAAAUAUUCUGGAUUUUUCAUUUAAACAAACUUAAGAAGAAUGGGGGUUAA